AUGCGAUGUCCGCAUGUGUUGCUGCGCGCAAAGCAUUGGCGCUCGCGUUCAUCAUCGUCAGGGUAUUUUGGUCCCGAUGGCGGGGUAGAGUCCGCCCGUGGCCUGGGGCUUGCCAUUGCCCCUGUAGCAGCCAUCAAGGAGCGAUGUCUGUUCAACUGUGAUUCCUUAUUCGGGGCCGGUGGAGCUCACUACACCAACACCAACGCCCGCACCCCCUCCCCUCCCCCCGAACCCCGCCGCAACCGCCUCUCCCUCUCGCCCUUCUCGUGCCCCCGCGCCAACUCCGCUACAUCCUCCAACCCCGCCUCUUCCGCCACCGACCCCGACAACCGCACCCGCCGCCGCGUCUCCGCCCGCCUCCACCUCCGCCGCGGCGUCAGCUCCUCCAACAUCCCCACCGACCUCCCCGCCAUCGACGUAGCCGACGAUGCCGCCGAGGGCGGCCAAACAGAGCGCGAGCGCCAGUGGGAGAAGCGCGCUACGCUGCUCGCGAGGAGCAACGGCGCUAUCAUCCGCAGCGCGAGCGGGAGUCCAGAGAGAGCCGUGGGAAGCCUGCUGGCCACCGCGGGGGUGGGGAUGGGACAGACGCUGGGACAGGAGCUGAGGGAGAGCGUGGGCGUGGUGGGGGAUAAGAAGGCGGAUGAUAAUAUACAGGAGGCUAUUCGGCUGCAUGAGUCGGGGAGCUUGGAGGAGGCGACACGCAUGUUUGGCCGGUUGGCGGAUCCGGGGGGGGAGAAUAAUGCGUUGAGUCAGGUGCUUUAUGGGCUUGCGCUAAGGCACGGAUGGGGCUGCACAGCGGAUCCAGCGCAGGCGAUGCAAUAUCUCACCGCCGCUGCUUCAAACGCCGCCUCCAUCGAAGAGGCCGCUCUGCGCGCCGGCUCCGCCAAAGGAGGCGCCGCGAAGGGCGAGCUAGUACUAGCGAUUUUCGAGCUGGCGAAUUCCUUCAGGCAUGGUUGGGGGGUCAAGAAGGACCCCGUAGCAGCUAAGCAAUAUUACGAAACCGCCGCGAAUCUAGGGGACACAGACGCGAUGAACGAGGCAGGGUGGUGCUAUCUGGAGGGGUUCGGGUGUAAGAAAGAUAAGAUGGAGUCAGCAAAGUACUACCGUCUCGCCGAGAAAGGCGGUAAUAAACUCAUUGGGAAUGGAUGGAUCUGGAAACCCAAAUACGACCCCCCCUCCACCACCCCCUCCUAACGCGCGCUUACUGGCCUCUCCUCCACCCCGCGUACCCCUCCUCUCUGUAUGGAUGGAUGGAUACCACGAACGGGACGGUAUGUUGAUGCGGGGUCUGGUCGUGGGCGUGGGUGGGUUCAUGCAUACACAACCUACCGCAGUAUGCGUACCUCCUCACAAUUGACGGUUGGUUGGCUCCACGACGUCGUAGUUACAGUCCGCGCGCGCGGUAGGGGUCGGAGGAGCGUAGGUUGGGUACCGACAUGCACCUCCGCAGCCUGAGCCGGGCUACUGGGUUAGGCUGCGCUGAACUGCUUCUUCUACUUCUACUGCUGAUGGGAUUGGAGUAGUCGCUGGAUAUGUGCCGUUUUGAAAACAUAGGAUAGGAUAGGUUGGAUAGGCCGGAUAACGCAGUGCAAUGAAUCGUACAUUACAUAGUCUAGGAUAGGUUGGAUGGGAUAGGAGGCAAUAGAUAGACAAGCUCGCACGCAAGGCGGUGUAAUUUUAUUCACGGGACUCGGAUGUUCGGUUUUUUUGUCGUAA
Molecule: messenger RNA, 1716 nt
Organism: Pseudogymnoascus destructans
Lineage: Eukaryota; Fungi; Ascomycota; Leotiomycetes; Thelebolales; Thelebolaceae
Exons: 7
Coding region: 1-1194 (397 amino acids)
Molecular function (GO): protein binding
Source: RefSeq, a predicted model, not a curated record